Puccinia graminis f. sp. tritici CRL 75-36-700-3 is the source of this 1134-nucleotide messenger RNA. RefSeq lists its product as uncharacterized. The coding region runs from base 1 to 1134 and encodes 377 amino acids. The transcript is spliced from 3 exons. The record is from RefSeq and is a predicted model, not a curated record. NCBI's taxonomy places the organism in Eukaryota, Fungi, Basidiomycota, Pucciniomycetes, Pucciniales, Pucciniaceae.
AUGCUGCCUCGAAUCGAUGUUCCAAUCGGCCCGACCGGAGGAAACAGGAAACAAGAAAGUCUCGAGAAAUCCGCUCGCCAUCGUACCAAGCUGCCUCGUAGCGAACUUUACCCAAGCGAAAAUCUCACUGGAUUGACAUUAAGAGCUCCAGCUCCAAAGCAGCGUUCCAAUCUUCCCUCGGCGCUUGCCAGCAAACCGCUUUCCGAAAGAGUUCUGCGACCGAUCAGCGUCAAUAUCUCAACUCCGAUCAGCCUACCCUCACCCAGUAAGACCGUGGUUCGCCGAUUCAGAUCAGGAAGUGAGGGGAAAAUCAAAUCCCUCCAGCCUGAUGAUGACCAGGCCUCUGUCUCGCCUCAACAGCCGCCGAGCGAUUCCUGUAAACCCUCUAUUCAGAUUCGAACUGAUUCGGCUGAAAUACCUUCUGCACCGACUGAAACCAGCCAGUUAAGUUCCAAGAACUUGCAGACACUGUCUAAUAUGCUGAGGAGCAACCAACCCCCUCACGCGGAGCUCAGCAUCCCCGAAGACAGCGAGCGAGAUUCCCUCAAACCAGGUGAAGAGGGAAUCAGUGAGAAGUAUUUCAGUCUAGCACCUACACUGGGUUCUUCUCAAAGAUCCCAUGGUUCUGCUCAUGGAGAUUUCACUUGCUCAGAAGGUUCCCCGCCCACGGAACCUCUGGCUCUACGUUCGACCUUUUUCAACGUAGGCAUCAUCCUCCCCGCGCCCCCAUGUGAAGUGGGUAGACCUGACAAGGCUUACGUGGAAAAUGCGGAGCGCUCAUCAGAAUCCCGGCUGGCGUCGAUGAGGUUGGAGACCAUGAUUCUCAAGCAACGCCGGGUCGAUUUCGAACCGGUCGAAAGCGAAUCGAAACUCGGCCGGAGUGUCGAGAAAGAUCGGCCCUUGGCUGAAAAUCAUCUGGGAGAUUCCAACCUCGAUCACCAGUCAAGCAUCCUUCCCACAAGAAACUCCUCGACCAUCGGCAAAGUCAGAUGUGCGCUCCUGGAGUCCGAACGACUUUUAGGAAUCAAAUGGAUUAAUAACGUGGAUACCACAUUAACUACGAAUCCUCACAUUACACCCGAAGUCCGAUAUCAUGCGAGCUUGCUAUUUUCACUCUAUUGGGUGGUACUUUGA